This is a messenger RNA of Periconia digitata, 1332 nucleotides long. Lineage: Eukaryota; Fungi; Ascomycota; Dothideomycetes; Pleosporales; Periconiaceae. The record is from the annotation of a GenBank genome assembly.
UCACAUAAUCACUGCCGAAAUCGACUCCCUGGCCAUCUUUUUUCAUAUCAGUAGUGUACCGAUCACUGUAUCUUUGUAGAUCUGUGUACACACCUAUCCUCACUUUCCGUCCUUAUCAAGGAGUAUAAGUGCAGCAUUAUGUUCCCCUAGAUUCCAGUCGUUCGUGAAAUUGGUACGGUGGACGACUUCGUUUUGCUAUAGUCUUCUUGAUUGAUUAUGGCUGGAGGUCUAGGGUUCAAAGGGCUCUACGCCUUACUGCUUUCGCUGAGUUUGCUCUCGGCGCUCGUUGGCGCGGAUGCAGUGGGGGAUCUUCAGACAAAAGGGCGAGCAGCCGUCGACGCCGAGAUUGCGAAGUCUACGACAUGCACAAAGGACAAGGUGAAGGUGCGAAAGGAAUGGGGUGACAUUACCGCCGCAGAGAAAAAGGCAUACAUUGCCGCCGUACAAUGUAUCAUCAAAGCACCAUCAAAACUCUCCGCAACAACAUAUCCUGGCGCAAAGACUCGUUAUGACGACUUUGUUGCUAUCCACAUGAAGAACACAAUGACCAUUCACGGCACAGGCAACUUCCUCUCAUGGCAUCGCUACUUCACCUGGGCCUACGAACAGGCUCUAGUCAAAGAGUGUGGGUACACGGGAACUCAACCUUACUGGGACUGGGGAAGAUGGGCCUCAAGCCCCGAGACGUCUCCGAUCUUCGAUGGAAGUGAAACGAGUAUUAGUGGACAGGGCGAGAAAGUAGCGCAUUCCAGUAACGGAAUGAAGCCUGCAGGCAAUGGAGGAGGCUGUAUCUCUGGACCGUUCAAGAACAUGACGGUCAAUCUAGGACCACUAGCAGCCCUAGGUGAUACCACACCGCCCCGAAACCCGCAAGCCAAUGGAUAUGGAUAUAAUCCUCGCUGUAUUAAACGCGACAUCUCCAAUUAUCUAACCAGCCGUGAUGCUACGACCGCAAAGAUCGCCGCUCUGAUCACGAGCUCAGCCAACAUCGCUACGUUCCAGAACACGAUGCAAGCUGCCAACGGUGUGCACUCCGGAGGACACUUCACCAUCAGUGGAGACCCUGGAUCUGAUUUCUACGUGUCUCCCGGUGAUCCCGCCUUCUGGCUACACCACUCCAUGAUCGACCGCGUGUGGUACAUCUGGCAGACGCAAGAUUUCUCCAAGCGCCAGCAAGUCAUUGCUGGAGGUACCACCAUGUUUGGCGGCGGCCGAGCGCAGAGCUUGGAGGAUAACAUCGAUUUAGAGGUGCUGAAUGUCGAUGGUAAAGCUUACAAGAUCAAGGAGUUGGUUAGUACGGUUUCGGGACCGCUUUGCUAUGUUUAUGAGUAG